CUGUCCUCCUUCAUCAUGAAGAAUCCCAGACAUACCGCUUCCAUCUUUACAAUCUCAUUCUUGUUGUACUGUACUCAAGCUUUGCCCAGAACUGCCCCUCCCUUAGACCCAGGUCACCCCUUCCUAUUCAUGUGGAAUGCCCCCUCUGAGCUGUGCAAAGUCCGAUUUGGGAUGCCUCUGGACCUGUCCUACUUCCACCUCAUCAGCAGUACUUUGAAAUCCACCACGAACCAACCCAUCUCCAUAUUCUACACCGACCGAUUUGGCCUUUUCCCUUAUAUCAACGAAGACACCGGUGAAAUGUACGACUAUGGCUUACCACAGUUGGUCGAUUUGAAGGAACACCGAGAACUUGCAGAAGACAAUAUUGAAUACUACAUCCCAGUCGACAAACCCGGACUAGCCAUUUUGGAUUUUGAAGAGUGGAGGCCGCAGUGGAUUCGGAACUGGGGAAGCAAGAAUAUUUACAGAGAGUUUUCCAUUGAAACUGUUAAGAAAAAAAAUGCUUCUCUUACCGAUGACGAAGCUGAAGAUCGAGCCAAGAUAGUAUUUGAGCGUGCUGCGAAAAGAUACUUCCUCAGAUCGAUAAAUGUAGGGAAGAAGUUGAGACCCAAAAGACUAUGGGGUUACUAUCUGUAUCCUGAUUGCUAUAACUAUGAUUACAAUCAAGACAUGGUGGGUUAUACAGGGGAGUGUCCAGAGAUUGAGCAAGAGAGAAAUAAUAACCUUUUGUGGCUGUGGAAUGCAUCUACAGCACUGUUUCCAUCCAUUUAUUUAGAGGAGGUGUUAAGGGAUUCGAUGCAAGCGAGAAUGUUUGUGAGGCAUAGAGUAAAGGAGGCCAUGAGAGUGUCUAUGCUCCCAAACAGAACCUACUCCAUACCAGUUUACCCCUACAUACGACCUGUGUACAAGGACAGUGUGGAUCAGUACAUGUCUGAGUUUGACCUGGUGAACACGAUUGGAGAGGCGGCUGCUCUGGGGGCGGCUGGAGUUGUGUCCUGGGGAGACAUGAACAUCACUGACAAUGAGGACUCUUGUUUUGAUGCUCGCCGUCACUUGGAUCAGGUGAUGAACCAGUACAUCCUAAACAUCUCCACAGCAACGCAGCUGUGCAGUGAGGCCCUGUGCCAGAGCCGGGGCCGUUGCGUCAGGAAACAGUGGGACAGUGACCUGUACCUCCAUCUGGAUCACAGGAGGUAUCGCAUAGACAGGCAGAGGAGAGGGGGCCCUCUGGUGGUGAGAGGGAGACUGUCCCAGGACGAUGUAGACUACUAUGACAGGUGGUUUGACUGUAUAUGCUACACAGAGGAGUCCUGUAGAUCUCCCAUAAUUCUAAACAUUAUCAAUGAGGCUUUUGUUACAAAACCAGAAAACUCCGCAGAGGCACAGGUGACCAGUGUGUAUGUACUACUGAUGAUAGGGCUAAUGUGGAACUUUGCAUGAAAAAUCAUAUAAGCAUAUCUACUAAACUUGUGAUUACUUUUCCUACAGCAUACUUUCACUCCUUCUUUAGUCAUAUUUUUUUUAUUGAAUUAACAGUGCACCAACUUGAGUAAAGGUUUUGGUUAUUUUUCCCACUGUGAGUAACUCUACAAGUGACAAUCGCUAUAUCUUGAUAAUAUGAAAUGAUUUGAACAAUUGUUUUUCUUGCACUGCUCCUUGAGAUAUUAUUUUGCAUUUUUCUGUCUAUCUUUUGAAAUUCUAUGUAUAAAUUCCUGCUUUGUCCUUCCAAUUACAUUAACUGUAAUUUAUAAAUCAGAAGUUACGUCCCCACUGUUAAACUUAAUAAUAUCAUGGAUCACUGUUUUAUACUUCUACUUCAGUAAUAUUAUUUUGAAGUAACAUUACGCUUACUUUGGUACAGUUUUUGGCUUGUCUACCCACCUCUACUUGUGAUUUAAAAAGCUUCCUAUAAGCUGUAAAAUACACUAUAUAUUUUGUACUUUGUACUAUUUCUUGAUAUAACUUUUGUGAAUCCAUUAGGUACAGUUAGUUCAUAUAAAUGCAAUAUGAAUUAGGAAAAACAAUUCAUUAGUACUUAGGCAUGGGUGUGAGUUUUAUUUAAAGUCUGCUGUUAGUCAAUUUUGUUGUUUCUGCUUUUAUUAUAAUCCCAUGUAUUGUUU
Messenger RNA from Boleophthalmus pectinirostris (great blue-spotted mudskipper), 2123 nucleotides. RefSeq names its product hyaluronidase-5-like. The record is from RefSeq and is a predicted model, not a curated record. The transcript is spliced from 3 exons. Gene Ontology annotation, biological process: hyaluronan catabolic process; carbohydrate metabolic process. Gene Ontology annotation, cellular component: acrosomal vesicle. NCBI's taxonomy places the organism in Eukaryota, Metazoa, Chordata, Actinopteri, Gobiiformes, Gobiidae. Gene Ontology annotation, molecular function: hyalurononglucosaminidase activity. Bases 16 to 1443 code for a protein of 475 amino acids.